This is a messenger RNA of Cheilinus undulatus (humphead wrasse), 2283 nucleotides long. RefSeq names its product ankyrin repeat and SOCS box protein 2-like. The transcript is spliced from 8 exons. The record is from RefSeq and is a predicted model, not a curated record. The coding region runs from base 251 to 1990 and encodes 579 amino acids. Lineage: Eukaryota; Metazoa; Chordata; Actinopteri; Labriformes; Labridae. Gene Ontology annotation, cellular component: nucleus. Gene Ontology annotation, molecular function: protein binding; transcription cis-regulatory region binding. Gene Ontology annotation, biological process: intracellular signal transduction; positive regulation of transcription by RNA polymerase II.
GCAUCCCUGCUCAUUGCUUGAGCUGCUGCUCUCUGAUGUCUGCCAGUGCAGAUUUCAGUUAAAUGAGCCCAGUCUCUCAUUGAUACAGUAUGGCUAUGUAGUACAUGCAUGCAUCACUCUGUAGGUUUAUUAUCCUUUUGUCAGGCCAACCUGUCAGGGCUAUAAGCUGUUUUCUAACCUUCUGUUCUGGAUCUUCAGCCUCACUGUCGGACUUGAACAUCCUUAGAUUGGACAUCAUCUUCGUCCUGUGAUGAUCGCAGUCAGCAGAACGAGGUCUCUCUACCAGAGGCUCAACAGUGAUAUCAAAGAUAGGCUGGCUGUCUGCACCUUCAGUCUCCAUACAGCCAACACAACAGUAAACCUUCUCAGGGAUGAUGGCCCAGUGGUCUCUGCCAUCAGAAGAGGAGAUGUGAAAGCCAUUAAUGAUCUGGUAACAUCUGCUCCAGGCAGCCUGCUGAAGGAGAACAAAGAUGGGUGGAUAGCUCUUCAUGAUGCUGCCUUCUGUGGACAGGAGGAGUGUGUGAAGUCCCUACUGAGGGCCCAUCCAGGUUCUGUGGACAAGCGUACCUUGCAGGAGCAGACUGCACUGCUGCUCGCCGUGUCAUGUGAACACUUGUCAUGUGUGCGGUGUCUUCUGGAGGCAGGUGCUGACCCCGACAUCAGCAGCAAGAACAAAGAAACCCCUUUGUACAAAGCCUGUGAGCUGGAGAACACAGACAUGGUGAGCCUCAUCCUGUCAUAUGGAGCCUCUGUGAACCAGCGCUGUGGUCAGGGAUGGACCGCCCUUCACGAAGCUGUGUCCAGGAACAACACAGAGAUCUGUGAGAUGCUUCUAAGAGCUGGGGCCACGAUCAAUCCAGCCAACACCUACAGCAUCACACCGCUCAUUGUAGCUGCUCAGCGAGGACAGAUGAGGGCUCUGAGUUACCUCAUUGGAAAAGGUGCAGAUGUGAACAUCCAGACGUGUGAUGGUGUCACAGCGCUGCAUGAGGCGAGUAAAAAUGGCUACAGGGAAGUUGUAGCUUUUCUGUUGACCAAGACUGCAGAUGCAAACAAACCAGCAAACUCAGGACUGCUGCCGCUGCAUGUUGCUGCACAGUAUGGAUACCAUGAGAUUGUGUCCCUGCUGGUCUCUGUGACAAGUCGAGCCAUGCUCCGUCACAGCUGCGUCAGCCCCCUCCACCUGGCAGCAGAGCACGACAGACACACGGUGGCAGCUGUGCUUCUCAGGACAGGUGCAGACGUAAACGCCACUCUCCCCCACAGUCACUCCCUCCAGUACGAUGACCGACGUGUGACAGCCCUCUACGUCGCCAUUGCCAAUGGCAGCACCAAGACAGCAGAGGUGCUGCUGAACGCUGGUGCUAGUUUAACUCUGGACCCUGUCAGCCCUCUGCUGAUGGCCGUACGGCGGGGCUGUGUCUGCACUGUGUCCCUGCUGCUGGACAGAGGGGCUGAUGUGGAUGCCAGAAUCCCAUCUUAUCCUACUACAUUUCCUGCUGCUAUUGCACUUUGCAUGAAUAAUCUGCCUUUACUCAAGAGCCUCUUGGACAAUGGCUGCAAUGCUCUCUCCUGUUUUAAGUGCACAUACUGCAGUGCCCCUCACCCAGCAUCAGGAGGGACACAAUUAAGAACUGUUAGCAGCAAUGGAUAUGACAACAUGCUCCCUUUAAACUGGAGUGAGCCACCAGAGAGACCAACACAGUUUUGUGAGUGGAUCUCUACACCAGUGAUGCGUAAAUCAGCAGGACCCAUCAUUGACCUGCUGCUGGAGCAUGUAGCUCACGUUCAGCUGUGCAGCAAGCUCAAUGAACUGCUGGACAGCCGGGAAGAAUGGCUGGCUGUGAAGAGGAAGUCGUUGUCCCCUCGCCCGCUGCUGCACCUCUGCAGAUUCAGAAUCCGGACACAAAUAGGGAGAGACAGACUGGACUCUCUCACAAGCCUACCUCUGCCGGACAGACUGAUCAGAUACCUGAGCCACGCUGACUGACUCCCACAUGAACUAAAAACAAUAGAAGCGUCAGAGAUGAGACUAAAUUAAUCAUGUUUUUGUUUCUUUUUUUAGUCACAUCUGAGAUCUGGAAUCUUUAAAUGGUGCUUUCAAAGCAGCUCUUCAUGUUUGAAAUAUCUAUUUAUAACCUGUGUAAUGUGACAAACGCAUUCUUUAAUGUGUCCAUCAGGAUGUUUUGUAGUUUCUCAGUGAAAGAGAAAAAGAUCCAAUGCCCAAAGGAGUUCUUGAGGGAAGCAGAAUCAUUUAUUUAAAAAUAAAAGUCAUCAUUUCAA